UUCUCUUCCAUAUUCAAAACUUCGUCUUUUUAUCUCUUUUGUAGCUUUAAUCUUUUUAUCUGCAUUUUUUUUACAAAAGAUACUAUUCAUUGCUCAUUAGCCUGUUUCUGUAAAUGGGCUUCCUACAAAAUUUGUGUCUUAAGUUGAAGUUUGAUUGUGUUGAUGAUUCGUUUUGGGCGUCUCCUUCUCCAUCUUCCAUCGUUUAUCAUCUUCUUUCUGUGUGCCUCCGUGAAAAAUCCAUCCCUGGUUGUUUCUUUCGUCGUCCAAAACCUAGGCCCUUCUUCACUCGUUUAAAGCCAAUUUCAUACGACCCGUGAGAAAACCCACGUCUGUACUCUUCGCGUGAGCCGUCACUUAGUAAGAAUCUAAGGAAUAACGCAGAGAGCUUCAAGAAUAAGUACAAGCAGCAUGAAGAUAACCUUAGAUUUCUAACUUCUCAAGCAAAUCACAUAGGCGAAUCUAUUCUUGACUUACAGAUGAGUCUUGGAAGGUAUCAUUCGGCUAAUGUAACUGGGACAGAAAAUGGAAAUGGUACUUUGCAAGCUGAAGAGGAAACCAUCCAACAAAUAUUGAAGCAAGAGAACUCUGCUGCUGGCUUACUUUGCUGGUUGAAAUCUAAUACUCUGUCUUGGUCAUCGAAUGCGUUAUUUACCAAGGAUGUUGUAGGAGUUGUUGCAUCUCUCGCUAGGGUUGGCAGUGCUGAACUUAGCCAGAUUCUUUCUGAGUAUUUGGGACUGGAGACUAUGCUGGCAAUUGUAUGCAAGACUCAUGAAGGCAUUAAUGCACUUGAGAAGUAUGACGCAGGAGGCACAGUAAACUCUUCCAGAGGUUUGCAUGGGCUUGGGUCUUCAAUAGGAAAAAGAGUACAUGGCCGGUAUAUUGCUAUAUGUCUUGAAGAUUUAAGACCAUUUGUUGGUGGUUUUGUACCCAAUGAUCCUCAAAAGAAGUUAAAUCUUCCAAAGCCAAAAUUGCCUAAUGGGGAUUGUCCUCCUGGGUUUAUUGAUUAUGCAGUGAACAUGAUCCAUUUGGAUUCUGAGAAUCUAUCAUAUAUUACUGCUGACGGGCUUGGCCUUCGAGAAACAUUGUUCUACUUCUUAUUUUCACGCCUCCAAAUAUAUGGAACCAGGAGAGAGAUGCUAGGUGCUCUUCCUUGUAUUGUUGAUGGAGCUUUGUCUUUGGAUGGUGGGAUGAUUAAGAAAUGCGGCAUCUUUUGUCUUGGUAGUAGGAAAGAAGUGGAAGUGAAUUUUCCUGUGGCCUCUGGAGAAUCUGACCUACCCUUAAACUAUGUUCAAGCGGAAGACAUGGUGAGGAUGUUGAAGUGGGAAAGCUAUAAAAUUGCUGCUGAUAUUCGAAGGGAGCAACAAUUAUUGGAUUACGCCCAGGCCAACCUCAAGAACCUUGUCUGAAAAUAUAUUUAUGUUAACUUCUAAUUUUAGGGGACUGGCCUGAUAAUUUUGAAGGCAUUUCUCAAGAGGGAUGGCUCCUAAAAAGGUAUGCCCAGUUAGACAUGUAAAGUUUCUUAGUCUAGUUGAAGUAUUAUAUGUGAAUCUUAUAUUUCAGGAAUCAAUCGUGUAAUGAUUAGUUUCAAAAGAGUGUCUACCGGUCAUGCUUUAUUGUAGAAUCUGAUAGCAACCUAGCAAGUAUCUUCUUAGUGUUGAGAUUUCAGUUUAGGUAGUGGAGUCAGGAGAAAAGCUUGGGAGCCAUUGUUUCAUUCUCUGUUUGAAUGCUGUAAGCGAGCCCUCUUGGAUAAACUUGGGCCUGUGCUAGUCCAUUGGACUUCGACUUGAUUCUUGUACAUUGAGGCUUGACCAUCUGGCAUUAUUGAAAAUUUAAUGGCCCAGAGCUAAUGCUUUCUA
Messenger RNA from Neltuma alba, 1856 nucleotides. Its product is annotated as protein DEFECTIVE IN MERISTEM SILENCING 3. The transcript has 6 exons. The record is from RefSeq and is a predicted model, not a curated record. Bases 477 to 1406 code for a protein of 309 amino acids. Lineage: Eukaryota; Viridiplantae; Streptophyta; Magnoliopsida; Fabales; Fabaceae.